CCGCGCGUGUCUGCGCCGAGAGGGCGGGCGGCGCCGCGGCGCGCGCGGUCCGGGCUGACGCAUCUGGCCCCGGUUCCCUAGGAUCGCAGGGGGGCCGGAGGGGCGGGGGAGAGCUCGAGAAAGAGCGGAGGGCGCGCGUGCGCAGUGGCGCGGGGAGGAGCAGGGACCUGGCAGCAGGCUGGGAGGCUGCGAGCGAGCCGCGAACCGGGCGGGCGGCGGGCGGCGGGCGCGCGCACCAUGGGGGAGAAACCGGGCACCAGGGUCUUCAAGAAGUCGAGCCCUAACUGCAAGCUCACCGUGUACUUGGGCAAGCGGGACUUUGUAGACCACCUGGACAAAGUGGACCCCGUAGAUGGUGUGGUGCUCGUGGACCCUGACUACUUGAAGGACCGCAAAGUGUUUGUGACCCUCACCUGCGCCUUCCGCUAUGGCCGUGAGGACCUGGAUGUGCUGGGCUUGUCCUUCCGCAAAGACCUGUUCAUCGCCAACUACCAGGCCUUCCCCCCCGUACCCAACCCACCGCGGCCCCCCACCCGCCUGCAGGACCGGCUGUUGAGGAAGCUGGGCCGGCAUGCCCACCCCUUCUUCUUCACAAUCCCCCAGAAUCUGCCCUGUUCCGUCACCCUGCAGCCAGGCCCCGAGGACACGGGGAAGGCCUGUGGAGUAGACUUUGAGAUUCGAGCCUUCUGUGCCAAAUCACUAGAAGAGAAAAGCCACAAAAGGAACUCUGUGCGUCUGGUGAUCCGAAAGGUGCAAUUUGCCCCAGAGAAACCCGGCCCCCAGCCUUCAGCAGAAACCACACGCCACUUCCUCAUGUCCGACCGGUCCUUGCACCUUGAGGCUUCCCUGGACAAGGAGCUCUACUAUCACGGGGAGCCCCUCAAUGUCAACGUCCAUGUCACCAACAACUCCACCAAGACCAUCAAGAAGAUCAAAGUCUCUGUGAGACAGUAUGCGGACAUCUGCCUCUUCAGCACUGCGCAGUACAAGUGUCCUGUGGCUCAGCUCGAACAAGAUGACCAGGUGUCCCCCAGCUCCACGUUCUGCAAGGUAUACACCAUCACCCCGCUGCUCAGCGACAACCGGGAGAAGCGAGGUCUCGCCCUGGACGGGAAGCUCAAGCACGAGGACACCAACCUGGCCUCCAGCACCAUCGUGAAGGAGGGCGCCAACAAGGAGGUGCUGGGCAUCCUGGUGUCCUACAGGGUCAAGGUGAAGCUGGUGGUGUCUCGUGGCGGGGACGUCUCUGUGGAGCUGCCUUUUGUUCUUAUGCACCCCAAGCCCCACGACCACAUCACCCUCCCCAGGCCCCAGACAGCACCCACCCACCUACCCCCUCUCCUCGCCUCAGCUGCUCCUGACACAGACGCCCCUGUGGACACCAACCUCAUUGAAUUUGAUACCAACUACGCCACGGACGAUGACAUCGUGUUCGAGGACUUCGCCCGGCUUCGGCUGAAGGGGAUGAAGGACGAAGAUUAUGACGACCAGUUCUGCUAGGGGGAGG
Molecule: messenger RNA, 1507 nt
Organism: Odobenus rosmarus divergens (Pacific walrus)
Lineage: Eukaryota; Metazoa; Chordata; Mammalia; Carnivora; Odobenidae
Gene: ARRB2
Product: arrestin, beta 2
Exons: 15
Coding region: 238-1500 (420 amino acids)
Biological process (GO): G protein-coupled receptor internalization; signal transduction; positive regulation of ERK1 and ERK2 cascade
Cellular component (GO): cytoplasm
Molecular function (GO): angiotensin receptor binding
Source: RefSeq, a predicted model, not a curated record